Suillus fuscotomentosus is the source of this 805-nucleotide messenger RNA. RefSeq lists its product as uncharacterized. Lineage: Eukaryota; Fungi; Basidiomycota; Agaricomycetes; Boletales; Suillaceae. The coding region runs from base 15 to 458 and encodes 147 amino acids. The transcript has 3 exons. The record is from RefSeq and is a predicted model, not a curated record.
AGCCAUAUCUUAAUAUGUCUGCCGAAGAAACAUACUAUAACGUCGAAGUUAUCCAGUUUUGGCGAGGCGAGAUAGAGUACCUUCGGCCCCAUCCCCUUCACUGGGUCAUCUACGUCCCAACCGGUCCUGGUGUCGGAAACACGUACCACCUCCUGGGAGACACAGAGAACUACACCAUGGAGUUCAGGCGUAACCAGCCACAUGUCAACCCUGAUGACUGGCGCGGAAGCCACACCAUGGGAAGAGUGGCUGCAAGUAAGUUGGCCCUUUUCGAAUGGAACCUCGCGAGCGUUCCGAUCACGCAUAACGACCCCCGAUGGAACAGCCAGAACUGGGUGUGGGACGGUCUUCGCCGCCUCCGCCAUCAACGUUUUGAGAUCAGCUGGGAGCUUAGACAAUGCGACCUUCAAACAAAGAUGUGCUGCCUGUUGGAGGACUGGGAUUUCGGUCGAAUUUAGAGGUGGAGAUCUGGCGUGCCCGAGUGGUUGAUCAAACGUUUGUAAUUGCCAUGUGAAUCAUCAUCAACAUCAUAGACAUCUUGGGUGAUCACAGAAAUUAUGCGUGAAAGGAUGACGUCCCAUUCCUUCGUAUUGCCAGUUGGAGAUGGCCACUUGCGUGUCUCUCGCGUGUGAGUCGGGCGAAGGAGGCUAUGAUGAAGUAAAUAGUAAUUUGUGUUCCUUCAAUAUGAGCGAAGCACUGCUAGCAAGACGCGACGGUAGAUCAGGAUUAAUGGCCCCAUUAUCUCAGUUUGACCUGCAGUGAUCCAAAUCGACAGCAAUAGAUCUGGAAAUUCAAGCUUCAAGCU